AUAUAUAUAUAUAAAUAUAUAUAUAUCUAUACAUACACACACACAUUCAUUCACUUUGGAAGCAGAGGAUUUGCCUUCUACGAUGCCACGUGGCAAGUCCUUUCGUCGCUCUGAGGCUGCUCGGAGGAGAGAGGCAGAGCGCGAGAAGGUUACCGUGGAACCUAAGUGGCCCAAUCGUGACUUUGUUCCUCGCCGUGGCACCGGUACACGCCAUCGUGUGAGGAAAUGGCCAGUUUCAGUCACGGGCCGCCAACACAAGCUGGUCAUCCCAGCUGAGUCUCCUGAUAAGAAGUUUGUUCUUAUUGUAGGAGCGUCCCAUCUGCGCUCCAUUGCAGACGGGAUCGUGCCGAUGCCAGAGGGAAUGCUUUCCUUUGGUGUCAUGUCCACACCGGGGGCCUGUGCGUCCGACCUGAGGACCGAGUUACGCAACGCUGUCGUACCUCGGACCCCGGACGCAGUCUGCAUCAUGGCCCCCAGCAACAACCUGACAGCCAGCCGGACCCCCCUUGAGGCAGGAGCUGACUUCCAGAAGCUCCUGUACAGUGCCCGCAGUCGUUGGCCCAAUGUCUUUGUGUUGGACUUUGUGCCACGUCUGACUGUUGAUCCUCAGCUACAAGAGUUCAUGCGUCAAGAGUUCCAUCGAGUGGCAGCAAGAAUGGGUAUCAAGUACUUCUCGUCUUCUGGCCACUUCCCUUUGAACAACUUGGACCUGUGGAGCCCAGAUGGUGUUCACUUGAGUGAUGGCGAAGGCAUGGUGGUCCUCACUCGUUUGCUGUGGGCUGCAGCUUACGAGUCACUGGAGGUGCCUGUACCGAAACCGCAGGCCGCUCCCAGGACAUCAUUGCCUGUUCGUCACGUCACUCCAAGGGUCGUUGUGAGGGGAGAGGUCAUCGUGCCUCGCCCCUCUAACCCUUACGAGUGGACGUCUGUGGAGAGGGGCAGGAAGAGGAACGUACCGGUACCUGAGGAACCUGCACAGUCCUCUGGUGCACCGAAAAAGAUGAAGGUUCAACAGCAGUUUGUUGCUACUCCUGUCGCGCUGAAGGAGUGCUUCAUCCCGCUGAACCCCGUGAGGUUCAGCAGUUCCAUGUUGGCUGUCAUGGAUGCUGUUGUCCCUUCCCAUCUUCCUACCCCUGAGUGCACCGCUGUUCCACAUGACAAAACGAAACCUGUCGUGGAACGUAGGCGGAAAGCUGUUGCCUGCAAGAGGAGACCUGCAAAGCGCCAGGUUGAGGCAACACCUAGUGUUGUGGAGGUGUGUCCCCGUCCCACACCUGCCAGUCCUGUGAAAGUGGUUGCUGCUGCAGAGGCUCAGGUGACACCAUGCGUGGUGGACACAUCCCCAGAGCCUUCACCUGCCACGGCUGUGGAAGUGGUUGCUGCUGCGCAGGAGGAGGAGGCCCCGGUGACACCAGGCGUGGUGGAUGCCUUCCCAGACCCAUCACCUGCCACAGCUGACGAGGAGGAAGUCAGCACACCAAGAUCCGUCAAAGAUGAGUAUGACGCUAACCCCAUUGAUUGCAGGUGUUUAGAAAACGAGCCAAUAGCACCAGUAGUUUCCGGUAAACUCACAGCAGCACCAUUAACUCAGGACGUAAAUGUAUCAAUAGCGGGUAGUGUUGUAGCUGCGAUAAAACAUGCAAUUGCUCCGGUUUGUACAUGGCGAGGGAAAGAUAUUGAUGAUAUCUGUGCAGAAGGUAGCAAGUUGGCCACUUUAGUUGCUGAAGGAAGCCAGGACAGUGUUGAGAUUAAACUGUGUAAAUUGAUUGAACAGGGUAGUGUGUUUGGCAGGAAGUGGAAGGUAGACGUUACCUCGCCAGUGUACGGAGAUUUUGGGUUUUUGGAUGACGACAGUGUGAUGUAUGAACAGCUACAGGAAACUUUGCUGAGUGAUGGAAUGUGUUUGUUAAACCUCCAAGGUUCAGUCAGUGCGAUUAUUCAUCACAAUAAGUACUUUGUGGUAGUUGAUUCGGGGACUCGUGAUGCAUCUGGGCUGGCAUCUAGUUUUGGCAGACCUGUAGCUGUUUUCAACACAUCCGUGCGUGACCUGAUGUACCAUAUCAGAGAUCUUAAGAGGUCUUUGGGUGCAGAGUGGUAUGCUAUUAGCAGCGUGUCUUUGACAGCCGGUUCAGUUGAUCCUGACAUGGACAGUGCUACAUUGCUGACAGAUGUAGAUGUCGAUGUCACAGCUGCAACUGCAGCUGUAGUCGAGGGUGGCAGUUCACAGAGUAAUGCAAGUUCUGUCAGGGGAUCUUUCCAUCAGGCAGAUACUCGGUUUCAACACGCUGGAGUUCAGUGUAUGGCUAUCAGUUUGGUAGCAGUAGCAAAACACUCCAUUGAUAGCGUGUUUUCAUGGCAGACCAACAAUCUGGACAAGGUUGUUGUGUUAGGUAAUAAGCUCUACAAUACGUUGAGGGACAGCAAUGUGACCAGUGAGGUUUCGGAACUGCUUAGUGUUCCAGAUUUGCCCCGACACUCUGUUAUUGAUGGACAGACAUUUGACUUUGAGUACGGGGAUUGUGUUUCUGGAUAUGUUGAUGUAGUGACAGGUGAUCUGAUUGAUGCUGGUGUAAUCACCAGUCUCAGAUCUGGAUUAGAUAAGAUGUUUAGUAAAUAUCACACAUGUUUUCUGACAUUGGGUGGAAAUACAUGUGCAAUCAUUGGUGAAGGUGGUCGUUUUGCUGUGGUUGAUUCGCAUGCGCGCAGUGCGGAUGGGAUGGUGGAUGUGGAAGGGAAGAGUGUUGUUGUGUAUUUCACUUGCCUAGAUGAUGUUUUUGGGCACAUCUGCAAAUUUGCAACAUCAUUUAAACCUCCCAAACAGUUUGAGAUUGCUGGUGUUUGUGUAAUCCCCAGAUGUCCAGUUCCACCCAGUAGUACGUUAUCCGGUCCAAAGGUAGUAGUAGAACGCAGGGCAAGUCAGUCGGGUUGCAGUUUACCUGUUCAGCCAACAGUUGGCUGCACAAGUAUAAAGCGUAAAACAUCAAGCAGUGUGUCUUCAUCAAAGAAGUCGAAAAACAGUGAUUUUGCUGCAGUUAAUUCAGAUGUUGUUUUUGUAGCUGAUGUUGUGAGUAAAGGGCUCCAGUUUAAUCCACUUUGUGGGGAAGUUGUAGACACUCUGUGCAAACAGUUAAAUGUUGAUUCAGAGAAAGUAGAUUUAGUUUCUACAGAAGUUGGUCCGUUGGGUGCUCCUUGUCUGAAGGAGAAAAUAGUUAGCGAUGGUAACUGUUUCUUUAGAGCAGUUAGUCAGGCUGUGUGUGGUACACAGAAGUAUCACAGGAAAAUUAGACUUGCUGUUGUAAAGCAUUUGAGAGCUAAUGGUGGUAUUUUGAGAACUGAGUAUUCUUCAAUGGAGGAAUAUCUCAGUGUGUCAAAAAUGGCCUAUGUCGGUAGUUGGGCCACUGAAGUGGAGAUUCAAGCUGCAGCAGAUUUUUUGGGAGUUGGUAUAUUCACUUACUGUGACAAUCGCUGGCUUGAAUAUAGUUGUAAAUACAGACCGUUGUCAAAUCAGGGAAUUUAUUUAGAAAAUUGCAAUGGUAACCACUAUGAGACUGUUGUUUGUGUUCAGCAGCCAAACGUGCAGUCUUGCUAUGGGUAUUGCAAAGUGGGUGGGUCUAGGUACAAUUUCAGAGAACGUAGUGUUUGUGCAGACACUUUGACUUCAGUUGCUUUGUCAAGUUGUGAUGCUGAAGUAGAAAUUAUUCAACAAAAUGUAAUGGAACAGCAGUGUAGUACAUUAUCUGUAAAGGCCCAAUCCCCAAAUAGCUUAAAUGUUAAGUCUCCAUCUAAGUACUUUGUAAGGAAAAAGAAGUUACAGAAACAAAUCAAAUAUCAGGAAAACAGGCAGAAAUUUCUAGAAAAGAUGAAAAUGAAUUAUCAGGCAAAAAGUUGGUACAAGGAAAAAUUGAAGGAAAUGAGUAAAACUAAAUAUCAGACAAGUCUUUCACACAGGGACAGAGUAAAGACAUUUAGUAAAACUAAAUAUCAGAAAAAUAGUUCGCACAGGGACAGAGUAAAGACAUUUAGUAAAACUAAAUAUAAGAUAAAUCUUUCACACAGGGACAGAGUAAAGACAUUGAGUAGAAAGAAAUAUAGAAAUCGUCAGCAUAGGCAGCGUGUUAUUGCACGUAUGAAAAUGAGGAGGCAACGUAUAAAAGCAACAUUAAAGGAGUUUGAUUUAGUUAUGAAGCAGUUUUUGGGUAAAGUAAAUGAUGGCCCGGAUUUUGUCUGUUGUGUGUGCUUUAGAGGGUUGUUUUGUCAUCAAGUUUUACCUUGUAGAAGGAAGGAUUACAGUAGAAGAAAAGAAAUAGGUUUAAUUGCAGAUAGAUGUAUUAGUGAAGAGUAUUUGCAUAAAUGUAAUCCAGAUUGUGUAUUGCCUUGUCAGUGGUUAGAUACAGCUAGGGGUCAGUUGUGGAUUUGUUUGAGCUGUCACAAUAAAAUUAGUAGAGGUAUAAUGCCACCUGAAUCUGCUUUAAAUAAUUUGGCGACGUGUUGUAUUCCACCAGAAUUGGCAUGCUUGAAUACUUUAGAGCAACAUUUAAUUGCGCUGCAUAUUCCGUUCAUGAAGUUGCUGGCGUUGCCUAAAGGUGGGCAAAAUGGCGUCCAUGGGCCUGUAACGUGUGUUCCUGCUAAUAUUGUGCAGACGAGCAAUUUGCUGCCGCGUUCGGACAUGGAUGGAUCUUUGCUACCUGUCAAACUGAAGCGCAAACUCACAUACAAGGGGCAUUAUGAGUACCAGUUUGUUGAUAGUAUGCGCAUUAAGCAGGCUUUACAGUAUUUGAAACGGACUAAUGUACAUUAUAAGGAUGUAGAUUUUAAUGAAGCAUGGUUAAAUGAGUUUUGUAGGGAACAAGAGAGUGUGGCACAACAGGAUAGUGCAGCAGUAGAUGGUAAUGGUAGUGAUGACAGUAUUGCUGCUGCGGAGGAAGGUGAGCUUCUGCAUGACAGACAACAACAUUGUAUGUUUCAGGACACUUGUCUUAUGCCUGUUGACAUUGGUCAAGAAGCACUUGAUCAAUAUUUUGAUAACAUAUUAAAUUUAGCUCCAGCAGAAGGCAACACUCCUGUCAAGUUGUUGUCUGAUCAUUCAAAUGAAGCAAAAUGUUUCCCGGUGUUGUUUCCGACUGGAUCUGCGACAUACCACGACAGCAGACCUCAUCGCUUGACUUUGUGCCGUUAUUUUAAUAAUCGUAUUUUACAUGCUGAUGGUAGAUUUGCACAAAAUGUUGAUUAUAUCUUCUUUGCUCAGUACAUGUCUGAGGUUCAACAGGUUGUGUCAAAUGUAUCAAUAGCAUUACGGAAGGGAAAAGGAGGGCAAUUUAAAAAAAUAACCACGAAUGUAUUAAAUGAUGAGGAACAAUUAAAGCAGUUGUUGCAGUUUGAUGAUGGGUAUCGCUUUCUUAAACCUAUUAGAGGUACCCCAUCUUUUUGGCAGGGCGUGCAGCGUGACUUGUUGGCUUGUGUUCGUCAGCUGGGGAUCCCGACGUGGUUUUGUUCUUUUUCUUCUGCUGAUAUGCGGUGGAAGAAUCUUUUGAAUAGCAUUUUGAAACAGGAAGGUAGGACAGAGACGGCCGAAGAGCUGGAGUGGGCAGAUAGAUGUGAACUUUUGCGGCGUAAUCCCGUUACUGCAGCGAGGAUGUUCGAUUUUCGCUGGCAUUGUUUUUUGAAAGAGGUUUUAAUGUCUCCAUCUAAUCCCAUUGGCAAAAUAAUAGAUUACUUCUAUAGGGUUGAAUUCCAGCAGCGUGGUUCACCACAUGUUCACUGCCUGUUUUGGAUAGAAAAUGCGCCAAUAAUUGAUAAAAAUACUGAUGAAGAGGUAAUUCAAUUUAUUGAUAAUUAUGUAACAUGUGAAUUACCUGCACGAGAUGAGACACUAUUGGACACAGUUUCAUCUGUGCAAAAGCAUUCCAAACGGCAUUCUAAAACAUGCAAAAAAAUAGAACUGUUUGUCGUUUUAAUUUUCCUAAACCUCCGUCUGCGAGAACUUUUAUAUCUCGCCCGCCUGUUGAUGACGAGGAGGAGGAUAAAACAUGCACAUGUCAGAAAGAUGGAGCACAAAAAUUGGCAGAUUGUGCAUGCAAAAUUAGGAAACAGAAAAAAUUAGAACAAAAAGCAAUGGCAGUGAACAUUACAACAAAAAUUAAAAUGGCCCUUUCAGAUGACAAUGCCAGUUUUGACAGUG
Dicentrarchus labrax (European seabass) is the source of this 6178-nucleotide messenger RNA. RefSeq lists its product as uncharacterized. Gene Ontology annotation, molecular function: cysteine-type deubiquitinase activity. The coding region runs from base 83 to 6100 and encodes 2005 amino acids. The transcript is spliced from 13 exons. The record is from RefSeq and is a predicted model, not a curated record. Gene Ontology annotation, biological process: protein deubiquitination. Lineage: Eukaryota; Metazoa; Chordata; Actinopteri; Moronidae.